AUGGGGAGAAACACUUGGCUUUUCCUUCUCGCGUCCGUCGCUUCAGCCCUCCCGACAGAUUGCGCGACAAAUGCUCCUGUAGUCGAUCUCGCCUACAGUCGGCACCAGGCAACUUACAACAACAUCACCAGACUCUUUACCUUUUCCAACAUCAAAUAUGCCGAAGCGCCGCGCUUUAAAGGGCCGGAAGAGGUCACCGUCAUUGACCGCCGCAUAAACAAUGGAUCCGUCGCCACAAUGUGUCCCGCUGCUGGUCCUGUAUGGUUUGGACUCUCAGCCCAAUACGGCGCCGGCUCUCUGUCACUCGAGGAGCUGCGCGCUGCGUACGCAGAGCUCCGCGAAAUGGACCCCGGGAACGUCUCAUCAGAUCCCGAGAAAUUUAUCACCAAUCCCGGGGCGACGACGACGGAAGACUGCCUCUUGCUUGACGUGACAGUUCCGAAGAGUAUCUGGCAAAGAACUCUAGGUGGCCAAGAAGGGGCCGGCGCUCCGGUAAUGGUCUGGAUUGUCGGGGGCGGAUAUACCGUUGGUCACAAGAACGACGCCGGAAACCCUGCAGGUCUCAUUAAAAGGUCUCAAGAGGACGGCUCGGACGGCGUGAUUCAUGUCAGCAUCAACUACCGUCUCGGCCUCUUCGGGUGGUCAUCCGGUCGUUCAUACCAGGAACAGGGCGGUGUCUCCAACAUUGGGCUUCGAGACCAGCGCGCAGCGCUCAAAUGGGUGCAGAAGCACAUUCACCUGUUUGGUGGGGAUCCUGAUCAAGUGACCAUCUAUGGCGAAUCGGCCGGCGGAGGUUCCGUCAUGCACCAGAUCACGGCAUACGGGGCGACGGGUGGUGCGCCUUUCAGACGAGCCAUUCCGCAGUCCCCUGGUUUCGAGCCACUUCCGAGCACCAGCCAGCAAGAUUCUCGGUUCGACAGUGUCCUACGAUGGGCUUCGUAUUUCAGCAGGACCAACAUCACCACCCUUGCCGAGCUGUUGGAAGUUCCAUUCGAUGUGCUGUGGAAGGUCAACGAGAUCACCAUCGCAACAGCCCACUGGGGCGACUUUGGAUGGGGCCCCGCAGUUGACGGUGACUUUGUCCCUGACCUGGCCGGAAGACUCCUUGACGAGGGCAAGUAUGACGCUUCCGUAGAAGUCUUCCACGGCGUCAAUUCGAAUGAGGGCUUCAUCUUCACCUCGCCUCUUAUAACCAAUGACGACGAAUACACUACGGAUCUGCUUGGGCCGUUGUUGCCCGAUGCCAGCGCUGGCACUCUUCACGAGAUCAAGACAAGGAUUUACCCAGAGAUAUACGACGGUAUUUAUCCCUGGACCUCGCAGUUCGGGCGCUCCGAAGCCACGCGCGGCGAUUCGUGGUUCAGCUGCAACAACAGGUACAUCAGUAGGGCCUUUACCGAAACUGUUCGGGGCUAUCUGUUCGAUAUCAGUGCCGGACACCAUGGGACCGACAUUGCCUAUACUUUUUUUAACGAAGGCGCGGAUGGAAUCGACCCUGUCGUGGCGACAAGACUCCAGCUCUACCUAACGUCUUUCGCGAAGACGGGGGACCCGAACACGAAGGGUCAGCCAUUCAUUCCUCCGUACGGAGACAAUGCGACAAUCCUGUCUCUGACUAAUGGGACCGCCGUGCGCGAUAUCGGGGACAACGAGAGGUGUAUAUGGUGGCAGAAGGCAUUGUAUAGGUAG
Molecule: messenger RNA, 1689 nt
Organism: Verticillium dahliae VdLs.17
Lineage: Eukaryota; Fungi; Ascomycota; Sordariomycetes; Glomerellales; Plectosphaerellaceae
Product: carboxylesterase
Exons: 3
Coding region: 1-1689 (562 amino acids)
Source: RefSeq, a predicted model, not a curated record